UAUAAUAUCAAAGCUAGUUCUAUAAUCCACUUCUCCAUUGAGAGAGACAGAGAGAGAGAGGCAGUGGUGUGACUCUUUUCUCUUCUCAAACCUCAUCAUAUUCUCUAGCUCCACCCCUGCAUGCCCUUGCCCAUAUAUAUAAAUACCCCCAGAUCUUACUCUCAUCCACCCAACUCCCUCCUUUUACUACCUUUUAGUAUUCAUUCAUUCAUUCAUUCUCUCUGUCUCUCUUUCUAUUCAAACAUGGAAACCACCCACUGCCAAUCCAAGAGCACAAGCCCACGUCUCAAGCUCUUUGGCUAUGAACUAGCAGAGGACGGAGACACUGACCACACGGCCACGCCACCGCCGGAAGUUGGCUCACCCUCCUCCACCACCACCACCACCAACACCAACACCACCAACGAGACUAGAAAGUUUGAGUGUCAGUACUGUUGCCGAGAGUUCGCCAACUCUCAGGCUUUGGGCGGUCACCAGAACGCGCACAAGAAGGAAAGACAGCAGCUGAAGCGCGCUCAGAUGAUGCACCACAACACCAACGCUCACCGCUCACCACCCGGUACGUUGUACCCGCGGAACCCCAUGACAUCAGCUUUCGCCCCGCCACCUCCUCUUCUCUCCGCGGACCCCACCGCACCACCUCAGCUGGUGGUCCCCGCGCCGAGCUGGGUCUACUUCUCCCGCGCCAUUGCGCCGGAGAUACACGUGUCGCAUGGUGGGAUGAUUCCACAAGCUGUUCGGGCUCCGCAGCCGUUCUCGUUCUCACACACGGAUGAGGCUGACUCGGGCAUGAUGUCUCGGAGAACUCGGACGGUUCCGGCUCAGUUUGCUAACGGGUUUAACCGGUUAGCGGAUUCUUCUGGACCCAUGGAUGGUGAGUCCGGAUCGGACGAUGGGUUCGGGUUGGACCUGCAUCUUAGCCUCGCGCCAGCUGGUUUAUGACUCGGUUGCGUGAUUUAACAUGUGAUGAGUCAUGGAUGGAUAGUGCAUGAGAACCAAUGGCUCUUCUAUUGAAUGAGAUAAUUAAUGUGUAAAUUUUUUAAUUCUUUAAUUUGAUUUUUAAUCUUCCAUCUUAAACAUGAUGAU
Dioscorea cayenensis subsp. rotundata (Guinea yam) is the source of this 1086-nucleotide messenger RNA. Its product is annotated as zinc finger protein GIS3-like. Lineage: Eukaryota; Viridiplantae; Streptophyta; Magnoliopsida; Dioscoreales; Dioscoreaceae. Gene Ontology annotation, biological process: trichome differentiation; gibberellic acid mediated signaling pathway; trichome morphogenesis. The transcript has a single exon. Gene Ontology annotation, molecular function: DNA-binding transcription factor activity; transcription cis-regulatory region binding. The record is from RefSeq and is a predicted model, not a curated record. Gene Ontology annotation, cellular component: nucleus. Bases 121 to 942 code for a protein of 273 amino acids.